AUGGCCACCGCUCACCUGGCUGCCUGGGCCGCCGCCCUCCGCUACAACGCCUUACCCCCCUCCGUCGUCCAGGCUGCCGUGCGCUCAUUCUACAACCUCGCCGGCUGCGCCGUUGGCGGAAGCGCGCAUCCCGCCGCAGCCAUCGCUCGCGCCUCAGUGUCGCCCUUCGCCGGCCCGCCCACCUCGUCCGUCCUGGGCUGCCGCGGCCACCGUACCGAUGCAAACUCGGCUGCCUUGCUCAAUGGCAUCAGCAGCCACGUCCAUGACUACGACGACACCCAUCUCGACACCAUCAUCCACCCUGCCGGCCCCGUCGUGUCCGCUCUGCUGGCCGUGGCCGAGCUGCGCGAGCCCGUCAAUGGCAACGACUUCAUCCUCGCCCUAGUCGCCGGCAUUGAGGCUGAGUGCAAGGCUGGCCUAGCCGUCUGGCCGGACCACUACGACGUCGGCUGGCACAUCACCAGCACCUCCGGCUCCAUUGGCGCCGCCGUGGCUGUCGGAAAGCUACUGAAUCUUGACGUCGAGGCCAUGCAGCAUGCCAUUGGCAUUGCUGCCUCUCAAGUAACGGGUCUUAGAGAGCAGUUUGGCAGCAUGACCAAGUCGUUCCAUCCCGGCAGAGCCGCGCAGAAUGGCCUUCUGGCCGCCUUCUUGGCGAGCAAUGGCUACGAUAGCUCUCUCCAAUCCCUCGAAGCUAAACGCGGUUGGGCCAAUGUGGUCAGCGCGUCUAACGACAUCCAGGCGCGCAUGGACACUUUAGGCAAGACAUGGGAGAUCUUGAAGAAUUCCUUCAAGCCAUUCCCUUGUGGGAUCGUCAUCCAUCCCGUGAUCGACGCUUGCAUCCAGAUACAUCAUGAUAUGAACAAAGACAAGUCAGCAGAGCAGAGUCCGGACGCGUCCUUGAUCCAAUCUGUCCACGUCGAGAUCCAUCCGCUGGUCCUCGAGCUCACUGGCAAGAAGACUCCCAAGACAGGUCUCGAGGGUAAAUUUAGCGUUUACCAUAGCGCUGCGGUAGCGUUACUUUACGGCAAGGCGACGCCAGCACAGUACGAAGACGCAGUAGUGCAGGACCCUGCAGUGAUUCAGCUGCGGGGCAAGGUCGAAGCCACCGUUAACAACGAGCUACGCACAGAUGAAGCCAAGGUCGUAGUCAGAUUCGCACAAGAUGCAUUUGAGAAGCAUGUUGAGCAUGCGGUAGGGAGCGUGCAGGUUCCAAUGACGAACGAGCAACUCGAAGAGAAGUUCUUGGACCAAGUCUCCAGCGUCCUGGGUCAGCAACAGGCGAAGAAGGCCUCCCAGAUUUGCUGGAACCUAGAGAACGUUACGGAGAUGAAGGAAAUCACUCUUGAGCUGCAAUAA
Messenger RNA from Aplosporella prunicola CBS 121167, 1356 nucleotides. RefSeq lists its product as uncharacterized. Lineage: Eukaryota; Fungi; Ascomycota; Dothideomycetes; Botryosphaeriales; Aplosporellaceae. The transcript is spliced from 2 exons. Gene Ontology annotation, molecular function: lyase activity. The coding region runs from base 1 to 1356 and encodes 451 amino acids. The record is from RefSeq and is a predicted model, not a curated record.